UGCGUCUCUAUAAGCCAAUGACAGCGCGCGAGCUCUUUCUGUGCCGUCCGUCAGCGGGAGGCUGGAUACUAACGUUACAUGUUUUUAAAAAAGCGUGAAAUGUUCUGAGUAUAGCACGCGAAUUCUUCGGAUGCCACCAAACAGUGAACCAGCAUACUCCAAUCGAGAGCUCAAUGAGUAAUGAACCCAUUUUGGAGCAUGUCGACAAACGCUGGUCGUAAGAGAUCUGAUGGUGAGGAGCAGGGUGGCCAAGGGGAGCAGAGAUCCAGUCCAGCUCGUCCUUCGUUUGGUAAAAAGCAGCUUCCUUCCAUCCCAAAGAAUGCCGUCCCCAUUACUAAAGCUGCCUCGCCCGCCUCCUCUACACAGUCUGCCAACGGCACCCAUGCCUCAUAUGGCCCUUUUUACCUGGAGUACUCGCUGCUCGCUGAGUUCACAUUGGUGAUCAAGCAGAAGCUCCCUGGCAUAUAUGUACAGCCUUCAUACAGAUCAGCACUAAUGUGGUUUGGUGUAAUUUUCAUUCGACAUGGCUUGUACCAAGAUGGUGUGUUCAAGUUCACAGUCUACAUUCCUGAUAACUACCCAGAUGGAGACUGUCCUAGGGUUGUGUUCGACACCCCAGUUUUCCACCCACUAGUGGACCCGGUCUCUGGAGAGCUGGAUGUGAGGAGAGCUUUCACCAAAUGGAGGCGAAACCACAAUCAUAUCUGGCAGGUCCUUAUGUACGCCCGCACAAUCUUCUAUAAGAUCAACACCAUGGAUCCACUCAACCCAGAGGCUGCAGUGCUGUAUGAUAAAGACAUCCAGCUCUUCAAAAGCAAAGCGGUAGACAGUGUCAAGCUAUGCAAUAGUCACCUGUUUGAUCAGCCCAAGAUAGAUGACCCUUAUGCAAUAAGCUUCUCUCCGUGGAAUCCAGCGGUGCAUGAAGAGGCAAAAGAGAAGAUGUUUGCACAUAAAGUGAGUGUGUGACGCUCCCCUGACUGCUCCCCACAACCAACGGCGGCCAGAGGAUUAUAACAAGGGACUGCCGGUGUCUGGGCUGUCUUGGGUGAAGCCUGGUUCCACUCAGCCCUUCAGCAAAGAGGACAACCCCCUUCAGACGUGAACAUUCAUCCCUUCAGUCUGUCCACCAGGAGGGGCGCUACGCUACUGUGGCUGCAUCGAACCACAUGUAUAGAAUUCUGAUGCAGUUCUAUGAACUUCAUCCUCGUUCGCAAAAAACACGCUUCAGCUUUAAAAGAAAACCGUUUUAAACUGCUACAGUGGCUUACAAAUUAUAGACAUGUUCCCAGUAUAGAUCUAAAGACCCCACUCGUUCAUUUCAGCAAAGACAGCACAGAGAUGGUUCUAGUCAUUACUGUUACUCGCACAUGUUAAUCAGGCACAACAAACCACCUCACUUAUUUGUGUUGAGUCAUGCUCUUCUAAUUGAUAAACUUGGUUUUCUAGCUAAUAAUUUGAUGGAUUUAGUACAUUUUCCCCAUUUAUUUUACCUUCCCUACAAACCUGGAUAGUAAGUUUUAAUUUUAAACAUACAUUUGCAGACUGGGACAGAACGCUUUGAUUUUGUGUCUUGAUAUAUUUGGGUUGAGGUCGUUUUUUUUUUUUUUGUGUGUGUGUAAUAUCCUGUGUAUGAAAUAGUUUUAAUGUAAAAUACAGAGCAAGACAAAUACUAUUAAUUAAGACACUAAGUUAAUCCUUUAUUUUUCAGCAAUGUUCUUCACUCUUAUUGUGUCCUAACGGUUUGAUCUAAAUUGGUUUGAUGUGUACAUAGUGGAGCAGUUCAAUGAAAUGAAUGGGCUCUUUAGAGUCCAUAGCUCUCAUUUAUUUAUCUAGACAUUUACAAUGGUUUAAAUUUUAGUUAUUUUGCUGUUUUACAAUGCAUCUUUUUUUUUUUUUUUAAGUUUAUUUUGGACCGUUUCAGUAAGAAUAUUGAUGUGAGCUCAGCUGUGUAAGUAAUGUGUU
Messenger RNA from Carassius auratus (goldfish), 1962 nucleotides. It is a transcript of the gene aktip, whose product is annotated as akt interacting protein. The transcript is spliced from 10 exons. The coding region runs from base 181 to 966 and encodes 261 amino acids. The record is from RefSeq and is a predicted model, not a curated record. NCBI's taxonomy places the organism in Eukaryota, Metazoa, Chordata, Actinopteri, Cypriniformes, Cyprinidae.